Molecule: messenger RNA, 864 nt
Organism: Hyposmocoma kahamanoa
Lineage: Eukaryota; Metazoa; Arthropoda; Insecta; Lepidoptera; Cosmopterigidae
Exons: 4
Coding region: 105-554 (149 amino acids)
Source: RefSeq, a predicted model, not a curated record
GACCCUAAAGUUGGUGGUACUUAUUUCGAUAUUGGGCUUAACAACAUGCCAAUCAACAUACGUAGGAACAGCGGCGCGGCGAGCCGCUCGUCAACUACGGCCUGAUGCUGCACGACGACUCGCUUAAGUUCCAGGACAGAAUACGCAAGAUGGAGGGCAACCUUAAGUCAUCGAGCGACAACGUGCGCGCUCUGCGGCGCGUGAACGUGGCCCUGAGCGAAGAGCUGCAUGCGCUUCGGCGCGUGUGCGCAGCGCUCGAUGAACAGUGCCGCGCAGCCGCACUUCGAGCUACCUUCAAAGAUGAGAUUAUCAGGGAGAUGAGACGACAACUCAAACAGGCUAAAGCUAAGUUAAAGGAAACGGAGAACUCAUCCACAAAGAAUCCAAACCUGGAUCAGAAACUCCGUAGCGAAGUGUCGUACAGCUCUCUACCAGUGGCAGUACGUUCGCAGCCACGGCGCACGCGCAGUCCUGAAGAAUCGGUGUAUCCGUUACAUGAUUCCGACGACUGCCACAGCCCCAGGUUGGAUGGAUCAGGCGAUGAUUGCCUUUGAGGGAAAGCCAUUCUAAUCCCCUACGAUAGUUCGAGUCUACUUACGUGUUUGAACUUCUGGUGAUAGUUAAUUAUUUUAACGUUAGUACUGCAACAUCCGGCUAAUCGGCCUUUAAACAUGGAAUCUCCACGUACCUAUUUUGUACAUUUUGGAUAGUUGGAGUCACACAAUGGAUGUAGAUAUACGCGGCAAAACAUGACCUAUGAGUUUUACAGGGGAGUGUGAUGUAAAAACCAGUAGUUAAAACACAGUUAAGCUCUUAAACAAUAUUUGUCAAAGUUUUGUUUAUGGGUAGUCCGAAGGUUGUCCA